Messenger RNA from Drosophila hydei, 1371 nucleotides. RefSeq names its product pinin (gene Lhr). The transcript is spliced from 2 exons. Gene Ontology annotation, molecular function: DNA binding. Lineage: Eukaryota; Metazoa; Arthropoda; Insecta; Diptera; Drosophilidae. Bases 92 to 1204 code for a protein of 370 amino acids. The record is from RefSeq and is a predicted model, not a curated record.
UUCAUUUAGUUUAUUCUCUUAAAUUUAUCUCAAAUUAACAACUAAAAAACAAUAGUCUAGACUAUUGAAAUAAAAAAGAAAGUAUAACAUAAUGGACAAUAAUGACUGUGAGGAUUCAACACAAAUAGAAAUCAACAUCACAAAUACAAACGCGAAUUCUCAAAUAGUUUUAAACGAUCUUCGCCUUCUCGAACUGAUCUACAUGUAUCCAUACCUAUUUAGCAAAGCGGUGGAUCCCCAAGAUGACAAGGACUACGAAGAGUGGGGUUGGGAGGAAAUAGCCAAGGCCUUCAACCAUGGGUACGAAGGCUUACAGCUCAGUACCCCCUUUUCCGUUGAGGAGCUCCGCUGGCGUUGGGACAUCUUGCGUUCCAUCUGUCCCUUGUUCACAAAACAACAGGACCGAUGGCCAAAACAACUGCACACUAUAAUGUGGAAAAUUAGCAAGAUGAUGGACGUCAAGCCGCGAGCGAACGUCAAGGGAGUUACUCCAACGCAAUUGUUUAUUCUCAAUCAGCUGCCGUUCAUUGAACAAUUGUCGCCGACACUGCAAAGGCAGUUAGAGGUAGAGGUACUGGAUGCCAUAUUUAGUGAAGAGCGCGAUGGGCGUUCAGUGUGCAAGUCACUCGGUGAAAAAGAAGCUCAAUUGGUGCAGAGCGAUUACGAUGAGUUUUUUAAGAAAAUAUGCGUCAAAGACCUGCCUAAAAGUAUUACUUCCAUCAGCAUCAACCGCAGCAACUUCAACAACCUGCAUUGCAUGCCAGAUCCAAAGCACCCACAGCCUGAACCAGAACAUACUCAUCCAGAACCACAGUCUGAACCUGAGAACCCACAGCCUGCAUCAGUGCAUUCACAGCCUAAACCAGAGCACUCACAAUCUAAAUCAGAGCCCCCACGGCCUGAACCAGAGCCAGAACCACAGUACACACAGUCUGAGCACCAACAAGCUGAACCAGAGCACCCACAGCCUGAACCAGAGUAUGCGUCUCCAGAACCACCAUAUCUUCUUAAAGUAGAGCAGCAGAAGCUACAGAGUCAGUCAGAAGUAGCACCCGUUCAAAAAGAUGAUCUUCAGCUGCGCUAUGUGCCGCUCAAGAGCGCCAAGCACUAUGUAAAGCGGGUUCAAGUGAGACUGAAGCGGUUGGAUCUGAAAGACCAUUUGCCUAUGUCGAAUGUGAGGCGGAAAAGCAAAAGGCGCUUUUAGUUGCGUUUUUUGGAAGUUGGAUAACAAUGUAAGUUCAUCAUAGAAGGGGUCUCUGAUCAGCUGAAAGAAGAUCAGAAACUGCCAAUAAAGAGGCUCGCUCAGUGCCAAAUACUACUUCAAUCUGAAAAACUUUAAAUAAGAAGGAUUAUACGCUUAGUUUUUUAUAU